Molecule: messenger RNA, 990 nt
Organism: Trichobilharzia regenti
Lineage: Eukaryota; Metazoa; Platyhelminthes; Trematoda; Strigeidida; Schistosomatidae
Source: the annotation of a GenBank genome assembly
AUGGGUGGCAUAUUCAGUUUAUUUUCUCGCUUAUUUGGGAGCAAGGAACGCAGAAUUCUCAUCUUAGGCUUGGAUGGAGCUGGGAAGACAACAAUUCUGUAUAGAUUACAGGUUGGUGAAGUAGUGACAACUAUUCCAACCAUUGGAUUUAAUGUGGAAACUGUAGUUCACAAGAAUCUGAAAUUUCAAGUAUGGGAUUUAGGCGGUCAGACGAGUAUUCGACCUUAUUGGCGAUGUUAUUAUUCAAAUACAGAUGCUAUUAUCUACGUGGUUGAUAGCAUGGAUCGUGAUAGAAUGGGUAUUUCAAAGCAAGAAUUAUUCUCAAUGCUUGAAUUGCCGCCUAUCUACAAUCUAAACUAUGUACAAAAGCAUGAAAUCACAUAGAACAUUUGAUAAAUAUACUUUCUACUCAAUUGAAGUGUAAAUCGAUCGGAACUAUAGAUGGUUACAUAGGUCAGGAGUUAACAGAAUUUUUUAAUAAUUGUUAUAAUAUUAGUAUGGGAGAAAUCGUCAGCAAGGCGUAUCUGCAACCUUGACGAGUGCCAAAUAGCACAAAGCCUAGGUCCAAGGCUUCUCGCCGAUUACCUCCAACCAUCUAAUUUCAUCAAAUCAGUGUGCACCGUGAUGGCGAGUUACCUAGAAUGAUGACCAUAUUGCAAACCUGACUGGUAGGAUUCAGUUUGCGCCAAAGAAAGGAAUAGACGCACACAUUAGUUACUAGUGUCAAAUCAAAAUAGAGCAUUAUCAGCAAGAUAGGCUUACAUAACUGCAGAAAAUAUGUUUUGUUAUACAAUAACAGGGAAAGGAGUAAAAUGAGUGCUUUUCAGACGAAAGAAACAAAUUUUCUCAACUCAACAGCAACAGCGGAUAUGGGAGAGAGCAUGAGAUAUAUUCAAGAUGGUCUAAAUUUUGUUUUGUAAGUUUAAUCACCAAGUGUUAGCGCAAGGUUCACCACUGUGUUUCUUUUUGCCUACAUAGAUUUGGUUUUCA